AUGUUUCAAAACGUUAUGCUUGCGGUUGUGUUGGUCGCCGCAUCAACUUAUGCCCUUACGACACCUCCAUUAGGGUAUGGUAGACAGAGGUUGUUGCCGCAGUUUAACCAACAUAUAAGUGCUCGGGAGAAUACAUCAUCCUCAACGUGUUCGCUAUAUUCAUCCGCAGAGUCUGUGGCGGCUCCAAAGGCAAAUGUCUGGGCGCAAAUCUCCGCCGAGGACAACUUGGCCGUUUGGAAUUUGCUCCACGACCCAGCGUCUGGAUUGAAUCUUACUGACCCGAAUGAAGCCCUACUUAAUGAUAAUUAUGUAUGGUAUAUCGAUACUGUACAUGUCAAUAAGUCUGAUGUGCUUCCAUAUAUAGAUGAUUUAGGAGUGAAGCCGGGAUCCUGGGCUCGGGCCGUUAUUUUUGAGGGUGGAAAACUCGAACCCGUGUCCCAGGAGUACAUCAUCGGUCCCUUGCCUAUGUCCGGUGAGACGACUAUCCAGAAACUGGAUUAUCUGUACAAUGGAGGAACAGGGGGCUCUGUACCUUUCAACGGACGGUUCUUUGACAUGCAACGUCUUGUGGCGUUGGAACCUCUUCUGGUUUCUGUUAUGUCUAAUAUCAGUGACAUAACCUCGGCUCUGUUAGGGGGGGCCUUCUAUGGGUUUAUGGAUUCCAAGUCAACCUUGAGCGCGACAUCCACAAACCCUACGUCAUUUGACGGAAGCCAAGCAUUCCAAGUGAUAAUGUUCAGGCUCCCCGGGUCUGCGACAUAUUUAAGGCCUCUUGAUUUCUUCGUCAAGCUUGAUGUCACCGGCACGGAUGCCUCCUUAUAUCAACUUAAGGGUAUUAUCACAAACACUAGAUUCUUUCCAACCGUUGGAGAUCUCCGCGCUGCUUUCGAAGCCGGGGAAUUAGUGGAGGAGUUCUACCAGCCAUCCGAUGACGAUUGGGCCCUGGUUAAGUACAAUCCCGAGAUGGGAACACGUGAGCUAGAAGAGAAAUUCGCACCGCAAAAUCUUGAGGUUGGGGGUAAACGAUACAAGAUUGAUCCGGAGCAAAAGUAUGUUGAGUAUCUGGGAUGGUCAUUCUAUGUCGCCCAUACGCGAACGCUCGGUAUCAUGCUAUAUGACAUACGCUUCAAAGGGGAGCGAAUUCUUUACGAGCUGUCAAUGCAAGAAGCAGCGGCGCAAUACGGAGGAUUCCAGCCAAAGGCCGCCACGACGUUGUACCACGAUACCCACUUUUCACUUGGGUUUCCCCUUUCGCGCCAUCGCGCCGAAGAUGCUAGCAACGACUAUGGUUUCACGAAUCUUGGCGUAGUAAAGGGGUCACUCCUGACAUUGCGCUCAAUCGCCACGGUCGGAAAUUACGACUACCUCUUCGAUUAUGCAUUCCACGUCGAUGGCAGUCUCGAAAUAACCGUUCGCGCAUCCGGCUACCUUCAAUCCUCGUUCUUUUACCGGGACCAAGGAGCGUGGGGCCCGCGCAUUCAAGAAGCCACACAAGGGUCUCUUCACGACCACGUAUUGACGUGGAAAGCGGACUUCGAUGUCCUAGGUACCGAGAACAAUCUGCAAGUAACCGAAUUGAAGACAGUCAACACGACGCAGCCCUGGUGGCCAGAACUCGGCGAAUUCGAGCAGAUCACGCUCGAAACACAUAACGUAGCGACGGAGCAACAGCUAAGCUGGGCAGACAACGGCCAGACGAUGUACGCAGUGAACCACGCCAGCAAAACCAACAAAUGGGGUGCGCCGCGAGGGUACCGGAUCGUACCCGGUAAAUCCAACAUCCGACUCAGCACCCUCUCAUCGCCAUUCUCACGGCGCAACACCGCGCUCUCAAAAUCGCAUCUUGCAGUUACACGACAGCAUGAUUCAGAACCAUGGGGUAACAGCGUGCAGAAUCUAAACAUGCCAUGGAAACCACAACAAGAUUUCGCCAAAUUCUUUGAUGAUGAGAGUGUGGAAGGCGAGGAUUUGGUUGUAUGGCUUAAUUUGGGUAUGCACCAUUUUACGCGUAGCGAGGAUAUACCCGUGACGUUGUAUAAUGAGGCUGUGAGCAGCAUUAUGUUUGCGCCGCAGAAUUUCUUUGACCAGGCGCAGGAUGGUGAUAUUAAGAAUCGGAGGUGGUAUACGGUGCCUGACGCGACGGGGAGUGGGAAUGCGACGACGACGCUGGUUAGUGAGGCGUAUGGGAUUGAUUUACCGCAGUGUAAGGUUGAGUUACAGGAGCCUAAUAUUGCGCGUGUUGCUUAG
This is a messenger RNA of Hypoxylon trugodes, 2247 nucleotides long. Its product is annotated as copper amine oxidase. Lineage: Eukaryota; Fungi; Ascomycota; Sordariomycetes; Xylariales; Hypoxylaceae. The transcript is spliced from 2 exons. Gene Ontology annotation, biological process: amine metabolic process. Gene Ontology annotation, cellular component: plasma membrane. Gene Ontology annotation, molecular function: copper ion binding; primary methylamine oxidase activity; quinone binding. The record is from RefSeq and is a predicted model, not a curated record. Bases 1 to 2247 code for a protein of 748 amino acids.